Messenger RNA from Aegilops tauschii subsp. strangulata, 795 nucleotides. Lineage: Eukaryota; Viridiplantae; Streptophyta; Magnoliopsida; Poales; Poaceae. The record is from RefSeq and is a predicted model, not a curated record.
AUGAGCUCCUCCUCCUCCAUCGUCUCCAACCCCUUCGCCGGUUCCGAUGUCACCCUCGUCCGCGACCUCAACAUCCAUGUGUGUGUCCUUGUGGUUCUUGAUCAAUCCACCGCCUCCUACUCCGCUUGGAAGCGGUACUUUUCCUUGGUGUUUCGUGAGUACCUACUCCAUGGCCACGUUGACGGCACCGUGGACUCGAGCCUCAUGAUUCACGGCGAGGAGUGGAUGAUCCUCGACGCCACCAUCAUCCGCUGGUUCUACCUCACCAUCUCCAGCGACCUCUUCCACACCGUGGUGGAUGAUGACGACGACGCCUACGCCGUCUGGACCAAGCUCAACGGCCUCUUCAUCGACAAUAAACUGCAGCGCAAGGUCCUUCUCCAUGGCGAGUUUUACAGGUGCCAGCAGCUUGACUCGUCCAUCCACGAUUUUUGCAUGCGCCUCAAAAAGCUUGCCGACGAGCUCCGCGAUCUCGAGGAGACGGAUUUUGGGAACGCCGCCUCCAACCUCACCCUCAUCCCGGGGCCUACCUUCGCUAAGGUGGUGGCGUACCUCAAGUUGGAGGAGCGACAGAUGAAGAUGGCCCGGACUCGGGCGACCCACGCCGCGCUUGUCGCCGACACCCGCGGGGGCCAGGCACCACCGCCGCCGCGCCCCGCACCGGUCCACCAGCUCGCGCCCGCCUUCUCGCAGGCCCCGGCCGCCCCCUUCCCGCCACCCCAGCCUGCCGCUAAUGGGGGCCGCCGCGGGGGCCGCCGUGCAGGCCGCAAGCAGCAGCAGGGCGCGGGCGCUUAG